UUUUCCCUCAUAUCUAGCAAAACUGUACAAUCUAAAGUGGACUGCAUUUUGCAAGAAGUUGAGAAGUUUACAGACCUAGAGAAACUCUACCUCUACCUUCAGCUGCCUUCGGGUCCCAGCAAUGGAGACAAAAGCGAUCAGAUCUCCAUGUCGUCCAGUCGUGCCCAGCAGAUGCACGCCUUCUCGUGGAUACGGAACACCUUGGAAGAGCACCCCGAGACAUCCCUUCCCAAGCAGGAGGUUUAUGAUGAAUACAAGAGCUAUUGUGACAAUCUUGGCUACCACCCAUUAAGUGCUGCUGACUUUGGAAAGAUCAUGAAAAACGUCUUUCCAAAUAUGAAGGCCCGUCGUCUAGGCACAAGAGGCAAAUCAAAAUAUUGCUACAGUGGACUGAGGAAGAAGGCUUUUGUGCACAUGCCAACACUGCCCAACCUUGACUUUCAUAAAACUGGAGAUGGGUUGGAUGGGGCAGAGCCGUCUGGCCAGCUGCAAAGCGCUGAUGAGGAAGUUGUCUCUGCGGCCUGCCGGCUUGUUUGUGAAUGGGCCCAGAAAGUGCUGAGCCAGCCUUUUGAUACAGUCCUGGAAUUGGCUCGUUUCCUUGUAAAAAGUCACUAUAUUGGUACCAAGUCAAUGGCAGCUUUAACAGUAAUGGCAGGGGCACCAGCAGGAAUAAAAGGGAUCCCCCAGCCCUCAGCUUUUAUACCUACUGCUGAAAGUAAUUCCUUUCAACCACAAGUGAAAACUCUGCCAUCUCCUGUUGAUGCCAAGCAGCAGCUGCAGCGUAAGAUCCAGAAGAAGCAGCAAGAACAGAAACUGCAGUCUCCUUUGCCAGGAGAGUCUCCAGCCAAGAAAACAGAAGGCACCACAACCAACGGUGUGACCAGUAUAUCUAAUGGGAGUCCUGCAAUUCUGUCUCCUCCACCUAUUGGCAUUGUUGUGGCAGCUGUUCCCAGCCCAAUACCGGUGUCAAGGACCAGGCAGUUGGUGACAUCUCCAAGUCCUAUGGGAUCGUCUGAUAGCAAGGUCCUGCCACUCAACGUUCAGGUGGUCACACAGCACAUGCAAUCAGUCAAGCAGUCACCAAAGACUCCCCAGAACGUUCCUGCCAGCCCAGUUGGUGACCGCUCUGCCCGGCAUCGCUACCCACAGAUCUUACCGAAGCCAGCAAAUACCAGUGCUCUCACCAUCCGCUCUCCCACGACGGUGCUCUUUACCAGUAGCCCCAUCAAGACUGUUGUGCCAGCUCCACAUGUCAAUUCCUUAAAUGUGGUAAAAAUGACAGCAAUAUCUCUUGCCCCAAGCAGCAGUAGUGUGCCCGUCAAACAGACGCCUUCAGCUAGCAGUAGUGCAGGAGCAGUGGAAGAAGGGAGGACUGGUCCACAGAUCAAAAAUGGAUCUGUUGUUUCACUUCAGUCUCCAGGAUCCAAGCCUAGCACUGUUGUAGCUGCACCGACAGUCAAGAUCAAAGUGGAACCAGAAGCAUUGCUGGAUGAGAACUCGGUACAGGGCCAAGAGAGCUCUGAUGUGUCUAAAUCCAUAAAGGCAACGUCUGACCUGCCUCCUGCUCAACUAAUUAAUUUUGAGAUUGCAACCUUGAAGGUUUCAGCUGAUGAUGUCGUGGAGGCAAAACCAGUUAAGGGCUCUGAUCAGGGAGCUGAAGAAGCAGGGACCAAAUACAAAACACAGUCUAAUGAGAUCACACCAGUUUCUUCAGCUGGCAAUAAUCAAAGCACUCUAAAGCUCUCAGUUGCCAGUCAAAACUUGUCCAGCACCAGCAUUGGUUCACCUCCUACUGGUGAGUCUACGAUUAAAGACAAAACGUGCACUAAGAGUCCAAGAAAGCGACAACCUUCUACACUUCAGGAUUCCCAGGUACCACCUGUAAAGAAACCACUGGUGGAGCAGCUUUCAGCUGGUAAUGCUGUGGAGGGUCAAAAAGCAAACAGUCUUAAGUCUCCAAAGGUUGGAUCGUUAGCGAACAGUGACAAUACAGCAACACUUGCUCAAGCUCCCAGCAAGGUACCUGUGAAGGUGCCUGUACCUUCUGCAGCUGCAGCAAACUUAGCAACAGACCUUUCUUUGAGCACCAAUUUAAGUGCCAGUGAUUCUACUUUAGGACAGCAGCUUGUGUCAGCAUCAUCUCCAGAUAUAAAAGUAAAAUUGGAAGGAAACAUGUUUAUCAUAGAAAAUGAUUCAAAACCUGAUGGCAGCUUUAACCCGAAUCCGUGGCACCAUAUCACCAAAACCUCCGACUUUGCAUCUGUGAAUUGCGAACAGCAGCAAGAUAUCAGUGUUAUGACUAUCGCAGGGCACUCUGGCGCUAGUGACUUACAGGAAUCGGCAUGGGAGCCAGUGCACUGCGAAGGUAUGCAGCAGGAUGCGUACAGCCAGCAGUUACAGAGCCAGAUCCAGGACUCCUCCUUGGGUCAAAUACAAGCACAGUCUUCAAAUCAGUUACCUCUGCAGUCUGAGCUGAAAGAGUUUGAACACACAGUCCCUCAGUCAAACGAAAACUUCUUUUCAUUUGAUGAUGACCUUACCCAAGACAGCAUUGUGGAGGAGCUGGUGCUCAUGGAGGAGCAAAUGUCCAUGAAUAAUUCUCAUCCUUAUGGUGGUUGUCUAGGAAUGGCACUUCCGAGUCAGACCGCAGCUCAAGGAGCUCCUGUGUCAUCUCAUCCAAGCAGCGCGCACUUUUACCAUUCGAUCUUUGCAUUUACUCCCAUCAGCUCCAGUAUGGCUUAUCAUGAUGCCAGCAUUAUAUCAAGUAGCCCCGUGAAGCCAAUGCAGCGGCCCAUGGCUACCCAUCCUGACAAAACCAAGCUUGAGUGGAUGAAUAAUGGCUACAGCAGUGUUAGCAAUUCGUCAGUUGCAAACCAUGGCAUCCUUACAAGCUAUCAGGAGCUGGUGGAUGACCGCUUCAGGAAACCUCACGCUUUUGCUGUUCCUGGCCAGUCGUACCAGUCUCAGCCGCGCCACCAUGAUACUCACUUUGGUCGCGUGACUCCUGUCUCACCUGUGCAGCACCAGGCAGCCCCUGUCAGUAGCACCACCAAGCAAGAGGGCUUUGCUGUUCCUGCUCCUUUGGACAACAAAGGAACCGGUUCCUCUCUCAACAACAGUCUGAGGUGCCGGAGCGUGAGCCCUGCUGUCCAUCGCCAGCGUAAUCUCAGCGGAAGCACUGUUUACCCUGUUUCAAACAUACCACGCUCUAACCUGACACCUUUUGGAAGUCCAGUGACCCCUGAAGUUCACAAUGUAUUUGCUAAUAUCCACGCAGACACCAGUGCCAAUAACAUAGCGCAAAGAAGCCAGUCAGUCCCAUUGACUGUGAUGAUGCAGACGGCCUUCCCGUCUCUUCAGAAACAAACAAACACUAAAAAAAUAACCAAUGUGUUGUUAAACAAACUUGAUUCUGAUAGCGAUGAUGCAGUGAGAGGUUUGGGAGUGAACAACAUGCCCUCAAAUUACACAGCCAGGAUGAAUCUCACUCAGAUUUUAGAGACAUCCACAGCUUUUCCUAGUGCCAACCCACAAAAUAUGAUCAAUUCCAGCACUUCAGUUUAUGAAUUCCAAACACCAAAUUACCUCACAAAAAACAGCAGCACCGAUCAGAUCAGUUUUUCUUCUGGAGAUAACCAAGCACAAUCAGACAUCGGAGAGCAGCAGUUAGAUUUUAGCAGCACUGUAAAAGACCUUUUAGGGGAGGACAGUCUGCCAACAAACCAGCAGCUGGUGAAUCAGGUGGCAUCAGAUCUCAAUAACGUUGCAUCUGUCUUUUCCAGCGACAUCAGGUUGUCUUCCGAGCUCUCAGGCAGCAUUAACGAUCUGAACACUUUAGACACAAAUCUACUGUUUGAUCCAGGUCGUCAGCAGGGACAAGACGAUGAUGCUACACUGGAGGAAUUAAAAAAUGACCCCUUGUUUCAACAAAUCUGCAAUGAAUCCAUUAACUCAAUGACUACGUCAGGUUUUGAAUGGAUGGAGAGUAAGGAUCAUCCUGCUGUUGAAAUGUUGGGUUAAUCUUGUUUUAUAAUAUGUAUGUAGCACACUGUAUCUAAAAGACAGACGUAUUGUAUUUGUCUUAAUGGAAGUGCCUCCUGCAGCAGAAACACUUGCUAUGUAUUGUGGCAUUUUUAAAAAAGUUUGCUGUACCCGUUGCUCAUUCUUCAGCAGGGAAAAGGCAGUCUUACCAAUUUUAAACCAUUCUCUGAAGGUGAUGGGCUAUCGAAGAGCCAGUAUUAAAAUUUUAAUUUUAGUGUUUCCCAUUCAACAUUUCUUAUUGUAGCAAAUAAAGAAGCAGUUUAUAGCCAGCCAGCAGCGACGGCGAUGGUUGAGGCUUUGGGGGGGUUUUAAGUUGAGCUUGUUAGUAGGCUUUCUAUACUUCAUAUUGCUUGUUACUUCUCAGUAGAUGAUCCUUACUGACCUUUGUUGUUCAGGCCUGAAGUGCAGGGUGCCUGCAGAGAGGUAGGUGGUGGGGAGUAGGUACAAGACAACCAGGUGACGAGCAGGUGCCUGGCCACAGCGUAGCUGUCUUGAGCACUGCUCAGUGGUGAACUCUGUAGCACUGGUGCCACUGACAUUUCUAGUAAAACGCAGAGAUAGGAAAAACUAACAGGAAUGAUCAAGGAAAAAGAAAGAUGCACUAAAUUUUUUAUGUAAGAGAAAUAAAUCUAUGUAGUUAUUUUAUCCAUUAAUAUUCAUGACAUACUUGAUAUUUUAGUUUUCACUUCAGUGCUUUUAUAUUAGGUAAAAUUCAUGCAAAAAGAUUUUGAGCACUGAGAUUUAAUCUAGGUAUUACACCCUAUUUUAAAGUGAUAGGUACUGUUUAAUUAUUUAUCAAUGCUAGAGAAGGAACGUGAUAUUUCCCCUCUUUUUUUUUUUUAAUAAAAGAGCUGCUGGAGCUCAUUAAACUACUAUUUUUAAAGACUCAUUUUUUUAAGUUUGCUCUUUCCUAACCUAGUGGAGGGUGUAGGAAGAUGUUAUUUUCUCUGUAUCUCAGUAGGUUGAGCCUUUCUGUCUUUCUUGCUCGCUCUCUUUAUCUCAAACAAAAGAUGAUUAAAAUAGUAGAAAAUGUGGUCGAUCUAAAAAUAUUUCUUAUAGAGCCAUAAUACUGCCAGGCACUUUACAGAUACACAGUAAGACAUGUGAUCUUUCUUUUGGUAAAGCUUCUUUUAAAAGUACUUGCUGUUUUAGAAGCCUGAGUUCCAUUUUCCUAAAGUGAUUUGACAGGACUGGUGAAUCUAAUUUUUUUUUUUUUAGAAGUCCUUAGUUGCCCCUCUGGAAAAUGAGAUUUAGAAUUCUUCCUUACUAGUUCACUUGAACCAAAAAAGACCUCUUGUUUUAUCAGCAUGGCACAGGUCUCUUUGGUGAAAAGAGAGAGGUACUUAGCUGGCCGUGGCCCUGAUAAGGACUUGGAGAGGCUAUCUUUUACAAAAGAAGUGGUGCGCUGAGGAUGCCACAAUACCAUCCCUUAAGCUUAGUAUAAAAUUGAUUUUUUCUCCUGUGAAUUGACACUUAGAAAACAGAAGACAGAGCGGAAAAUGUUUUCUUUUCUUGCAUUACUUCUUUGAGCGGUCAUGAAUUUAUGAAGGAGGAGGCACAAAAAGCCCCCCUAGAUUUAGUUAAGGGGAAGAUGCUCCGAUUUUUCAGGUGACUAGUGUUUUUUUUUGUUGAAAUGUCUUGGCAGUCUUCUGUUCCUUCAGUUUUUGCUAAUGACUUGAGAUCCCAGUACUGGUCAGGUUUUUUUGGUGGUGCUGAUUCAACUCGUGCUGCUGCAUUGGCACUCGAGGUGCUGGUGUACCACGGCUUCUCUUGCUCUUGCCCCAGUUCAUCACCAGUCCGUGGCCUCUUCUGCAAGGACAAACAGUUGUGCCAAGCUAUAGCACCUUAUAGGGGCCUGAUUUCACUGUGCCUGCAUCAGAAGUUUUGCCACUUUGCCAGGAACAAAAUUGGAGAGCUUGGAUCCCUCCUUGAAGCGCAAGGAUAUGUGAUGUGUGGUUUGCUUCAUUUAAAACCAAGUUACCCUUUUAAGUUUUGUUAAAGAAAUGGGCAAGAGACUGAAAACUGCAUGGUAGCCUUCUGCUUGUUACCUUGCCAGGUGUCUGUCAGUAAGGCUUGAACCAUUCUUCUUGUAGACUAAAGUUGUUGAAGGCAAGGGCUUGAGUUCUGUACCUGCCUGUGGCAUUUUGCCAGAGAUGUGUCAAGCAUCCUCUUACCUUAUUGACUGCAUGGGGUCUGAGAGACGCUCAGCGCCUUCUUUUUGGUUUUUUUUGCUCCCGACCCUGUAAGAACUGCCGGCACUACUGCGAAUAGGUGAAACCCACCUUCCAAUGGGGAGUGAUGGGGGAGGACGCGAGCGCCGGUGCUGCAGGGAGCAGCCGCGCACGUGCUGCAGCAGCCCCUGCCGUGUGCGUGAUGUGCUGGCCUCGCCUCCAGGUCGCCAACUCCAAGAUUGACGUGGGCUUGGGGGAAAUAAAUGUUUGCCUAACUCCACUAGUUUUUUUUAAGAACAUUUCUCAGAAAAGCAAGAGUAGAUUUAAAGCUGAUGCAUUCUAAAUUAUGCAGCCGUCACCAAAGGUUUUUAAAAGUGCGUUUAAAAUUAUUUUUAAAUACAAGCAUUACAUUGGGCCUAAUGUGACUUAAUUAGCAGAAAUAUUCUAUAAUCAGUGGAUUUAAAGCAAAUAUAUGUUUAAUUUAAGAGGUGUUAAAUUCAAUAAGGAUUGUUUCAAGUAAAAUCCAAGACACAGGCACAGCUUUGUACAUUGGUAUGUAUUAUUUUAGAGGUGUUUGUGUGUUGGUGUUACAAUUAAUAAUGUUAGGUCCCUCUACUUAGUGCUAGUUACUACUUUACUAUACAUCAAGACAGAGCACUACUGCACACCAAAGUAUGCAAUACCCAAAGGAAAAUUCUGUGAUUCUAACAAAUGGAAGCCUGUCUGUGUCAGAUACUCCAAAAUUUAAGAAUUUGAGACAGUUCUGACCCCUUGUUUACAUUAUUGGCUUCCUAGUAACAUGAGAAAUAAAUUAUUUUGAUAGCAGUUUUUGCUAAAGUAUACAAACUAGUGAAUUUGUACCCUGUGUACAGUAUUGCAGCAAACACUUUAAAUUUGGUUGGUUGGUUAGUCCAGCAAACUUUCUGGGUUCAUAUAUUGCACUAAAAUUCUGUUGAACCUGUGGCAGGCACGUUCCUUAGGAUAAAUGCAACAAAUACGGCCCACAGAUUAAAAAAAAAAAA
Messenger RNA from Egretta garzetta (little egret), 7234 nucleotides. RefSeq names its product regulatory factor X7 (gene RFX7). Gene Ontology annotation, biological process: regulation of transcription by RNA polymerase II. The transcript has 9 exons. NCBI's taxonomy places the organism in Eukaryota, Metazoa, Chordata, Aves, Pelecaniformes, Ardeidae. Gene Ontology annotation, molecular function: RNA polymerase II cis-regulatory region sequence-specific DNA binding; DNA-binding transcription factor activity, RNA polymerase II-specific. The coding region runs from base 148 to 4020 and encodes 1290 amino acids. The record is from RefSeq and is a predicted model, not a curated record.